CCUCCCCCAAGCUACCCCACUUCCUCCGUGGAGACUCCCCAGCCCACCGGCCCUGCACCAGCCUCUACUUCCUGCUCAGAGGAGACUCCUAAGCCCACCGGCCCUGCACCAGGUGUUCCUCAGCAGAGCCAGCCGGCCACCUACCCUGCCGUCCCCCAGCAGAGCCAGCCCGCCCAGACUCCCUCUGUUCCAGAUGUCAACAAGCCCAAGCCUACUCCUUCCAGCAGCAGUGUGCAGCCCCAGCCUACCAAGCCAUCCGGUAGCAACGGUCACUUUGUAACCAACGGCGACAAGUGGUCCAUUACUUACACUCCCUACGCACAGUCUGGCCUGUGCAAGGAAGCUGCUGAGGUUGCUGCUGACAUCGAGAAGAUUGCUGGUCGCGGCUUCACCACCAUCCGCAUGUACAACACCGACUGCGGUGUCUUCGAGAAUGUUGUUCCCGAGUGCGAGAAGCACGGACUCAAGAUGAUCUACGGUAUCUUCCUCGAGGCUGGCGACAAGGGCUGCUUCUCCGAGUACGCCAACAAUCAGCUCAACGACAUCAAGACCAAGGCUCCCAAGGACAGCAUGUCCAUGGUCCUUGUCGGCAACGAGUGCAUGUUCAACGGUAACUGCCAGCCCGAGCAACUCGCUUCCUACAUCGACUACGUCCGCGACGAGCUCCGUGGCGCCGGCUUCCCCUCUACCAUCCCCAUCACCACCACCGAGCCCGUCGACGUCUGGGAGUCCAAGGGUGCCGCUCUCUGCUCCCACAUCGACGUCUUUGUUUGCCAGGUCCAGCCCUACUUCACCAACUCCGUCAGCCCCGACAUGGCCGGUGAGUUCGCCGCCCAGCAGCUCGAGCAGGCUUCCAAGGUCUGCCCCGAGGCUGCCGCCCGUGGUGCCUACAUUGGUGAGAUUGGCUGGCCUUCGCAGGGUCUGGCCAACGGCUUGGCCAUCGCCAGCCCCGACGCUCAGCGCACCGCUAUACAGAAGAUUCAGCAAGCUGUCGGCCCCAAGGCUAGCGUCUUCUCCUUCCAGGACGACACCUGGAAGGCUGCCGGUGCCUAUGGUGUUGAGCAGCACUUUGGCUGCAUUGAUGUCGUUGAUUAA
Bipolaris maydis ATCC 48331 is the source of this 1095-nucleotide messenger RNA. Lineage: Eukaryota; Fungi; Ascomycota; Dothideomycetes; Pleosporales; Pleosporaceae. The record is from RefSeq and is a predicted model, not a curated record.